This is a messenger RNA of Lycium ferocissimum, 2012 nucleotides long. RefSeq lists its product as uncharacterized. Gene Ontology annotation, biological process: amino acid transmembrane transport. The transcript has 2 exons. The coding region runs from base 371 to 1942 and encodes 523 amino acids. NCBI's taxonomy places the organism in Eukaryota, Viridiplantae, Streptophyta, Magnoliopsida, Solanales, Solanaceae. The record is from RefSeq and is a predicted model, not a curated record.
AAAAAAUGAAACCCUCACAUACUAGUAUUUGUCAUACCGCCGCCUGAAUAUUCAGCUCUAAGGGGCCCUUCUUCUGGAAGCAGGAAUCAGUCAGAACUCAUUUCAAACACCUUUUCAUUUACUUUUUCAAUCUUUUCCCUUUUUCCUCACAACCCCAUUUCUUGUAUUUUAUUACUACUGAUAAAAAAAAAUCCAUUGAAAAAACUUUUUUUUCUAUGUUACUUGUCAACUGCAAUCUAAGAAACUCAUUUUUACACUGAUAAAUAAGGGAUAGGAUUGUUCUUUUUUAACCCAAUGCAAAGGACUAGGAGCUAAAUCAAAGGUGGAGUCUUGAAGGAUUCUUGAAAAAAAAAAAGUUGGGAAUCUGACAAUGCUUCUUUCACAGCAUUUCAAGAUUCAAUUUUUGAGACACCAUAGUUCUCAUACUGAGUAUAUAGCUCAUGGGAAAAGCUUAAAAGUUCCAAGCUUUAAGCAACUACUCUAUAAGCCCACUAAGGGCAUAAAUAUAGAUAAAAAUCUAUGUCUACAUACAUUUAGGUGUGUAAAGCACAAAUCUUUAGCUGUCUCUUUAGAUGCAGCUAGUGAAAGUUGCAAUCUUGAACAAAAAUUUGAAGUGGCUCAAGAAAGUUGCAAUCUUGAAAAAAAAAUUGAAGUGGCUAAAGAAAAAAGCUUUUGGGGUGCUGUAAGUUUGGUUAUUGGUACAGCUGUAGGGCCAGGAAUGUUGGGAUUACCUGCAUUAACUGUAAAAUCUGGUCCACUUCCAUCAACUAUAUCCCUUUUAUUGACUUGGGUUUAUGUCAUUUCCUCUAUUAUUCUUGUAGCUGAGCUUAGUUUUGCAGCAAUGGAAGAAGAUGGGGUUGAUGAAGUUAGCUUCACUAGUCUUGCAACUAAGGCAUUAGGCAGCAAAAUUGGAUCUUUUGUUGCUUUGGUUUAUGCUUCACUAACUUUUGCUUUGUUGGUAGCUUGUGUUUCUGGCAUUGGUUCAAUAAUUUCUCAGUGGUUUCCUAAAAUCAAUCCUAUUCUUGCAAAUGGGAUAUUUCCAUCACUAGUUGGGAUAGUUCUAUGUUUGUUACCUUUUAAGGUUAUUGAUGUGACAAACAGGUGCCUAUGCAUUAUAAUGCUUUUCUCCAUUACAGCAUUAGUAGUAAUUGGACUAUUUGUUGGGAGAAUGAGUAUUCUUGAUUCCUUUGGAUUUGCUUCUUGGAGAUUUUCCUCAGUCUUGCCUGCUAUUCCUGUGGCUGUACUUACAAUGGGGUUCCAUGUAAUUACACCAUUCAUUUGUAAAAUUGCUGGAAACACUGUUCAUGAUGCUAGAAAAGCAAUAAUUCUAGGUGGGGUUAUUCCUUUAGUUAUGGUUGUAUCAUGGAAUUUGAUUGUUUUGGGACUUUCUGGGAACAAUGGUUCAUUUGUGUCGAGUGAUCCGAUAUCGCUCUUGCUGUCUGUUAAUUCCUCUGCUCUACCAGCAGUUCAAGGUUUUGCAUUUUCAGCAUUGGCCACUAGCUUGAUAGGAUAUGCUGUUAGCUUCCCGAAGCAGGUUAUCGAUACCUUGGAUUUGAUCUUUACUAAUUCUAGUCCAUCUAGAGUAGGAAAAGUUGGUUCAGCCAGUUUCAGGUUGAGGCAAAAUCUUGGAAAUGCAGGGAAAGUCUCUUAUGAUGCUUCAGAAGUUAGAAAGGAAUAUGGUUUCAAAUCUUUGCAAAGCAUUGUGAUGCCUUUUGUACUAGCUUUACCAGUUCUCAUUGGUUCUUUCUUUCCUUCAACAUUUUCAAGAGCUCUUGAUUUUGCUGGGAUUUACGCGAACUGCUUUCUGUUUGGCAUCCUUCCCCCGGUGAUGACAUACAUUUAUCAGUACAGGAGAAAACUCAGGUUAGGGAUCCUCCCAGGAGGAGAUGGUGUUCUACUACUACUUUUAACCAUAUCUGUUAUUCUAGGCAUUUGGCAUUAGUCUUGUACUUCUCUGCUAGCUAGACUUGCACUAUCAAUACAUGUAAUUUUCCUAAUUCUUGAAGGUUCAA